Messenger RNA from Melopsittacus undulatus (budgerigar), 1806 nucleotides. RefSeq names its product excitatory amino acid transporter 5-like. The transcript is spliced from 11 exons. The coding region runs from base 1 to 1638 and encodes 545 amino acids. Gene Ontology annotation, molecular function: neutral L-amino acid transmembrane transporter activity; glutamate:sodium symporter activity; L-glutamate transmembrane transporter activity. The record is from RefSeq and is a predicted model, not a curated record. Gene Ontology annotation, biological process: L-glutamate transmembrane transport. NCBI's taxonomy places the organism in Eukaryota, Metazoa, Chordata, Aves, Psittaciformes, Psittaculidae. Gene Ontology annotation, cellular component: plasma membrane.
AUGUGGGAGCAGGUCAGGAGAGCUUUGCUGGACUCGCUGUCCACGUCCUGCCUGCGGCUCUGGAAGUGGGCACGGGCUUUCUGGCAGAGAAAUGGCCUCCUGACGCUUUCCAUGCUGUCGGUUGUCACCGGCUGCCUGCUGGGCUUCCUGCUGCGAGCACUGGAGCUGACAGAGCUGGAGAAGCAGUAUUUCUCCUUUCCUGGAGAGCUCCUUAUGAGGAUGUUGAAGAUGCUGAUCCUACCCUUGAUCACCUCCAGCCUCAUGUCCGGGCUGGCCACCAUGGACACCAAGGCCUGUGGGAAGAUGGGGGUUCUCACCAUCACCUACUACCUCUGGACAACCUUCAUGGCAGUGACCGUGGGCAUCAUCCUCGUGGUCAGCAUCCACCCGGGCGCAGCUGCCCAGAAGGACAAGUACUCGGUGGGGACUGCGGUGCUGAGCUCUGCGGAUGCGCUGCUGGAUUUGAUCAGAAAUAUGUUUCCCUCUAACCUCGUUGAAGCUUCAUUCCAGCAGUAUCGAACAGUCCUGGUCCCGGUGGUGAAGUCUCCUGGCAUCCCAAAUGUCCCAGGGAAAACUCUCAGUUUUAUCUACUUUGCACCUGACGAUGAGAACCCUGAAAUCCAUCGGCCUGUGUUCCUGGAGCUGACACCAUCUCCUGAGGUGACCUACAGGACCCUGCCUGGGACCAGCAACGAGAUGAACGUCCUGGGAAUCGUCAUCUUCUCAGCGACAAUCGGACUGCUCCUGGGAAGAAUGGGCGAGCGGGGAGCGCCGCUGGUGAACGUGUGCCAGUGCCUGAAUGAGGCUGUUAUGAAGAUUGUCUCCAUGGCAGUUUGGUACUUCCCCUUCGGCAUCGUGUUUCUCAUUGCUGGAAAGAUCCUGGAGAUGGAAGACCCAUCAGUUAUAGGCCAGAGGCUGGGGCUUUAUGUCAUUACAGUGGUGUCAGGACUGGCCAUCCAUGGAAUCAUUAUCUUACCUCUGCUUUUUGUGCUCAUCACCAAGAAAAACCCCUUUGCUUUCAUCCAGGGGAUGCUGCAGGCUCUGCUCAUCGCCUUAGCUACCUCCUCCAGCUCUGCAACCUUGCCCAUCACCCUGAAGUGUCUCCUGGAGAACAAUGGGAUAGACCGACGCGUGGCACGGUUCGUCCUCCCCGUCGGUGCCACCAUCAACAUGGAUGGCACCGCACUCUAUGAAGCGGUCGCUGCAAUCUUUAUUGCCCAGGUCAAUGAAUAUGACUUGGAUUUGGGACAAAUUAUAACCAUCAGCAUCACAGCUACAGCAGCCAGCAUAGGGGCAGCCGGGAUCCCCCAGUCCGGACUUGUCACCAUGGUCAUCGUGCUCACUUCUGUUGGGCUGCCCACAGACGACAUCACCCUCAUCAUCGCCGUGGACUGGGCUCUGGACCGAUUCCGGACGAUGACCAAUGUCCUUGGUGAUGCUCUGGCUGCUGGGAUCAUAGCACACGUCUGUGAGAAGGACUUCACUCCAAAGGCUCCUGUGCAAGAUGCAGGAAGCAGCACAACCAAACUCCCUUCUGGGGAGGCCUCACACCCACAGCCCAAAGACAACGUGAUCGAAGUGAUGGAAGAAAGCUUGUUUGGUCAGACAGGAGUUCAUUAUAACAUCUGCCAGGUGUAGACAGCAGCAUUCCUGCGCCUGGGAACAGGAUCCUGCUGCUAACCACAGACCCUGUGUGGAUGCUCUGCAAGACAAAGGCCUUACUUGGCACAACAAGUGGGAAAAGACUUCUCUGUUCUUUGAAGACCACAGGACUCAGCAGCAGCACCUGCAGAGCAAACCCUGCAC